GCAGAUUUUAAUUUUAGUCAAAGGUAUGAGUUUUGGCUCCAACAUUAACUGUCGGUAUGAUUUUGGAUUAGUCAUCCUUAUAGGAUGGUUUUGUCAAUUAAAUGAAAUAGUAAAGGUAAAAAGUUUAGUCGCAUGAGCUUUGCUAAACCAAUCAGUCACUAGGAACAUUAUGAUUGGCUUUUACACCAAUCAGAACACUAGAGAUUGAGUCAAACUAUUGAAGCACAAGCCCAAGAAGGAAAGGACACAAACAGGUUCUUUUAUGGAGGAGAAAUGGAGUUGAUGGUGUAGAUCAUGUUAAUCAGGAAGCCAACCAAGUUUUCAACAGAGCUCUAGAGCUGUCUUUGUGUCAGUUUCCAGUUUUUGUCAUUAGCAAAAGAAACUAUAUCAGACCUAGACGUAAGUACAUUAUUGAAUCAGAAUUGGAGUAAAAGUUUGCUUAGUCUUUUGUCUCUCUGGGGCAAAUGACAAACUCUCCUGAUUUUCUUCCCUCAGGAAAAUGGACUCCAACAUCUCCCAAGCCUUGCGAAAGGAACUCACCUGCUGCAUCUGCUUGAACUACCUUACAGACCCUGUCACCAUAGGCUGUGGGCACAGCUUCUGUAGGCCCUGUCUAUACAUUUCCUGGGAAGAAGCCAAAACUACCCGUUGUCCUCUAUGUGGGGAAACAUCAAAGAAGACAGACAUCAAAUCCAAUAUUCUUGUGAAGAAUCUGGUGUCCCUUGCUAGACAAGCCAGUCUCUGCCAGUUCCUGAGCUCUGAGGAUCAGAUGUGUGGGACACACAAGGAGACAAAGAAGAUGUUCUGUGAAGAGAGCAAGAACCUACUCUGUUUGCUCUGUUCUUCCUCUCAGGAGCACGAGGCUCACAGACACUGUUCUAUUGAAUACGCUGUUGAGAAGUACCGGGAGAAGCUCUUAAAACAAAUGAGGUCUUUAUGGGAAAAGAUCCAUGAAAAUCAGAGAAAUCUAAACGAGGAGUGCAGAAUAAUCAACCUGUGGAUGGAAUUUCAGGAACUUAAGAGGAAAUCCAUGUCCCUGCAGGAUUAUAUAUGCCUACGGAGAGACAUGAUCAGAGAUCACUAUCGGAAGUUGCAUCCAGUUCUCCACAGGGAAGAAAAACAACAUUUAGAGGGACUGAAAAGUGAACGGAAAAGGAUUUUACAGCAACUCAAGAAAAGUCAAACCACAAUGGUUCAAAAACAAAACCACCUAAGAGAAAUGUUUGAGGAGCUGCUGAAUUUGUGCCAUAAACCAGACGUGGAGCUGCUCCAGGUAAGAAAUGAGGAUAUUAGUUCAAGUUCAAAUUUGGAAGACACAUUGACAAGGAGUGAGUCCGUGCAACUGCACAUGCCCCAGCCUGUGAACCCAGCGCUCAGUGCAAGGCCCAUCACUGGACUGAUAGACAGGUUCAACCAAUUCCAAGUGAACAUUUCCUUGAAUUAUGAAACAAGCAGUCACGAUAUCAUGCUGUCUGAUGACGUGAGAAGUUUGAUAUUUAGGCAUGACCUUCAAGAGGUGCCUUUUCCAUCUGGAAGAUCCAACUACUUUGCUACAUGGGGAGCCCAGGCCUUCAGCUCUGGAAAACACUACUGGGAGAUGCAUGUGGACAGCUCUUGGGACUGGGCUAUAGGGGUCUGUAAGGAUACUUGGCUAAGGAAGAACUGCUCAGUGAUUGAAUCUGGGGACACAUUUCUUCUUUUAUGUGUGAAGGGGGAUAAUGGUUACCAUCUUUUCACCACCUCCCCAGUGCUUUCUCAGUACAUAGAGAAACCUCUGGGGAAGGUUGGUGUGUUUGUUGAUUUUAACAGUGGAAGUGUGAGUUUUGUUCAUGUUGCCAAAAAUUCCCUCAUAUGGGAAUACCCCGCUUACUCCUUCAGUUACUCGCUCCGGCCUUUUUUUUGUACUGGCCACACAUGAUCAUGGAGAAGUGAUGAACUUGGGAACUCCAUAUCUGAAGGAGCCCACACAUGAUCAUGGAGAAGUGAGGAACUUGGGAACUCCAUAUCUGAAGGAGCCCGUCUCAGUUGAAGCUGAUCAAUCAUACUUUACUCUCCCUUAGGUUGUUCCAUUUUAAUGUAACUUUGUUUUAUCAUUGGUAAAUAUAAAGCUGGUGUGGCAAUGCAAAAUUUGUUGGCUUAAUUGUCUUUCAAUUAAAAUCAAGUCCUGUGGUCCUUUUCCUGAAAGACAUACUGUUUUUAUUCACCUACUUUGUGAGUUGGCUAGAGUUACAAGAGUAUAUGACUGGGAUUCUAUCUUAACAGUUUAAUGCAGGAACACAGAGUGUUUGCAUCAUAAGGAAACUUGGUUAUCCACAGUGCAAAUGUCAGUCUGAAAUAUUCUACUCCCUCAUCAUGAUCUAGUAAAAUCAUACUCAACAAUUCACCCUUGUUGGUGUUAGGUGCCAGGAAGUCGACUCUGACUCAUAGCAACCCUGUGUACAACAGAAGGAAGCACUGCCCAGUCAUGUGCCACUUCACAGUCUUUGCUGUGCUUGAGCCCAUUGUUGCGGCCACAGUGUCAAUCCAUCUCCUUGAGGGUCAUACUUUUUUUCAUUGACCUUUCACUUUACCAAGCACGAUGUCCCUCUCUAGAGGCUGAUCCCUCCUGAUAACUUCUCCAAACUGCUUGAGACAAAGCCUCACCAUCCUUGCUUCUAGGAAGCAUUCUUG
Messenger RNA from Loxodonta africana (African savanna elephant), 2670 nucleotides. RefSeq names its product tripartite motif-containing protein 43-like. Gene Ontology annotation, biological process: protein ubiquitination; regulation of gene expression; innate immune response. Gene Ontology annotation, molecular function: zinc ion binding; ubiquitin protein ligase activity; protein binding. Bases 500 to 1918 code for a protein of 472 amino acids. The transcript is spliced from 7 exons. Lineage: Eukaryota; Metazoa; Chordata; Mammalia; Proboscidea; Elephantidae. The record is from RefSeq and is a predicted model, not a curated record. Gene Ontology annotation, cellular component: cytoplasm.